GAUGGCUUUGAAUUUCAGCAGUGUAUUUGUUGUGUAUCUAGCCAUCUAGGUGUCCAUCUCACUCGUGCAUCAAUGCAUGUGUGUCUACACGUCCCUUGCACCAUCGUCAUGUCGGACAGCGACAUACCAACCAGCCUCCAGGCGCUGGGAACGACGGGCAAAAGACUGACGGACCAGCCGGCGCAUUGACUGCCACGCGAGAAAACCAACCAAUCCCUAUGCACAAGUCUUACUAAGCAAACCCCCCAUCUCCUCUUCGACUCCCUGCUCGCUAGGCACAGCGUCAAUUCCAUCACCGCCGGACACAUGCACAUAAUGCACGUAUGUCCCUGCUACAGCUACCAGCCUUGAUCGACUGCCGACCGUGUGACAUCGCCGUCGAACGCAUCGUAGCCUAUAUACGGGAGCGGCCGGUCGGACAGGAGCGCGUCAAAGUCAGCCUUCAACACCUCCUGCGCGUGCACACAGAUAUCGACGACUCACUCCGUACACACCUUUCCGUUUCCCUCCCCGUGGUUGGUGCCUGACCUUCGGUAUCAGUCCAAUGAGUGCAGUGAGGAUCUCCCCCCGUGCUGACACGAGCGCAAUGUGAGGAAUGGCAUCGACGCGGAACCUCUGCACCAGCCGCUGACUCGACGUGUCCGACCGGCUGCCAUCUACCGUCACGAAGUUGACCCGCCCUGAGUACUCCUUCUCGAUGGUCCGCAUCGACGGCGCCAUCGUCUUGCAGUUCUCGCACCACGGCGCGUAGAAAUCGAUGACAGUCGGCCUCCCGUUGGUGAACAGCUGCGCAUCUGGUCACACGGGGAGAGGAGGGCACCAUGAGUGAGCACUGGUCAAUCAACAAGGGUCGGCGUGUGCUUACCGACAGGCGGUGAGUCGCGUUCCAUCUCGCGUAGGAUGACCAAGGGGUCCGCACGGAGAGGAUUCAGCCGCUGACCGCCAUACAGCAAGGCCCCACCCAAUCCACUACCUGACAGAUGCAGGGCGCACGCACACACGCAGCACAGACAAGGGGAUGCACAACCACGCCGCUCUCCACUGUGUGUGCUGGCAUGCCUUCUCUGCUCACCCAAGGCGACCCUCAUAUUCUCGCGCCUCUCCACAUUGAGUGCCUCCACCGCCGCCUCCCUCUCCCUCUCCCUCGCAGCAGCCGCUCCAUCGUCGUUGACACUCUUGCCUAGCAGAAGCGCCAUCCUCUCUUGGGCCGUAAGGCCGUCAUCCGGUGCAGCGACAGCUGUGCUGUCGGCCUCUCUCUUGCCAUCUGUUUCACCAGCGCUGGUCGAUUGCUGCUCGGCGAAGCGGUGAGUGGGCCGUCUGCGGAGCUGCAGUGAUGGAGCGGAGACGAAUAGAGGGUCAAGCCACGGCCGCGAGUCAGAGAUCACGGAGUUUGCCGGGUUGCGCGUCGCCGCGUCUCCUUGCAGCAGAGGGAAGAAACACAGGAUGCCAGAGAUCUUCUUCAUUCUGGGAGGGAGUGGGAGAG
Vitrella brassicaformis is the source of this 1483-nucleotide messenger RNA. The record is from the annotation of a GenBank genome assembly. Lineage: Eukaryota; Vitrellaceae.